CACAGUGGCUCGCGUAAGAUCAAGUGUCCAAACUCAACGCCCCUCAUACAGGUAAAUUAUUGGAUAGAACACACCAUGGAUGAUCCGGCCUUUCCCAGCACAGUUGACACACAAACAGGCGGGCAGUCUUCAACACUGACAUCAACAGCGCGGGUCGGAGUUAGCCUAAACAUCGACUACAUCAAGAGUAUACCUGGGAUAUUGAAAGUAGUGGAACUGCUGUUCGGCCUGAUCGUUUGGGCAUGCGUGGCCUCCUAUGUUUAUGCUGGAGGACAGCACUGGGUGAUGUUUGUGGCGGUGACGUCAUGGUUGUUUACGCUGCUGCUCUUCAUCUUCUGUCUGCUGUCCCUCCGUGAUACCAUGCCUGUAGUAUCCGGAUUCAACUGGAAUCUCAUAGAAAUGGUGUACGCUGCUGUUGUGACGUUCUGUUACUUCAUAGCGGCCUGUGUUCAGGCUGGUACUACGGGAGUCGGCGGGAACACUUUCAUGGCCAGAGGACACUACUCUACUUACGCAGCAGCGGCGGCUUUCGCCUUCCUGGUGACCAUUGCGUACGGUGUGGACCUUUUCUUCGCGUUCCAGUCGUGGCGCGGUGCCGGAGGACAGCUGCCGUCCUUCACAUCAUCAUCACCAUCCUCCCAACCUACUGCACCCACCAAGGCAGAGGAGGCACAAGGGUAGAGCACGGGCUUCGUCUGCCCUCCUCCCCAUUUAGAAAUCAAUCAACUUCAUAUACUUUGUAUGACUGGGAACAAACAUUUAAAUACAUGUAGUACAUUUUGACCUGUUUCUAAUGAUAACCUUUAUUAAAAUGAUUAAAAUGGACACUACAAAUGUGAUGCUUUUAGUCUAAUUUUCUAGGGUAAAAGCUGUUUGUAUGUAGCCAUGCCUCAAUUGUAUCAAGGAAAUGGAAGUACAGGGACGUCAUGAGGAAAACAAAUAACAGAUGAAAGGUUUGCUAGCGAAGUAAAACUUGAAUGAAUAUGAGUACUAUGCAUGGCUGGUUUAUGUCUUGUUUUGUAUAGAAGCCAAAGCAAUUGUACCUGACAUCGAAAGAAAGUAUUGAAG
This is a messenger RNA of Branchiostoma floridae (Florida lancelet), 1068 nucleotides long. RefSeq names its product plasmolipin-like. Gene Ontology annotation, cellular component: membrane. The coding region runs from base 76 to 681 and encodes 201 amino acids. The record is from RefSeq and is a predicted model, not a curated record. Lineage: Eukaryota; Metazoa; Chordata; Leptocardii; Amphioxiformes; Branchiostomatidae. The transcript has 4 exons.